This is a messenger RNA of Schizophyllum commune H4-8, 1245 nucleotides long. RefSeq lists its product as uncharacterized. The record is from RefSeq and is a predicted model, not a curated record. The transcript has 9 exons. The coding region runs from base 1 to 1245 and encodes 414 amino acids. NCBI's taxonomy places the organism in Eukaryota, Fungi, Basidiomycota, Agaricomycetes, Agaricales, Schizophyllaceae.
AUGCGCACGGAGAACACGUCAACACGCCGCGGAGAUACUCAGCCAACACCCUCCUUCCACCCUCGAUCCGCAUCCGGGAACCAACAUCCCCGACUCUCUCUCGACGUAACCUUCCGGGCAAUCUUCCGCAUUCUCGUAACUCAAUCUUCGCGCGCGGUUCGUAUUCGGGGGCGCGUCGCCUCCGCGCACGAGGCUGCUGCGGGCGGAGAGGCUAAUGGACGCGGGGACAGGUACAUAAGGCGAGGGGAGGAGAGGUUUCGGACAGAGCUCGGUGCUCUUUCCUUCCCCCCAUCCCCUCCCUCCUCCCAGUCACUGCCUGGCGAUGCUGAGCGUGCCGAGUCCCAGGACGGGCCAAUGCGGGCCGGCGGUCAGCAUGGACUCCCCUCCCUCUCGUCGACGGUCAACGGCACGGCUCGGCCACAUCGAGGGCUAGAAGGACGACGAGCAGCUAUCCAGGCGACACGUAGGCUGCCCCCUCUAGCGGCCGAUGCGCUCCUCUUGUGCCGUGUGCGCCAUUCCCGCCCUCCUCCCCGUCCAUUGGCAUCGACCACCACGCAUGAGCGAGCUGCUCGCCGUCGUCCACUGUGCUACUCUCCCUCCGUACCGGCACCGAGAGCGCGCACGACGUCGACGAGGGGAUUUUGCUCGACAUGCACCUCCUUCCCCCUCGUUAAAGUCGUCUCGUUGGCGUCGUCUACCCCACGUCGGCGCCGCCUGCCGCCCCUCUGCGCUGGGCGGCCGACGCACGCAUGCCGCCAUCCGCUCUCGGCCCCACCACGCCUGCUUGUUGCCGGCGAUACUCGCAAUGCCGCCCUUCUCGACGCAACGCCGCCGCAGACGCUCCUGGUGUCUCCGCCCGACACCUUCGACGCCGUCUUCCUCACCACCGUCCCCUACCGUCUUCUUCACCGCCGUGCCCCACCCUUAGCGUACGCCUGCAGGCCUGAGGUGCGCCGCUCACUCCUGCGUGUCGACCUCUUAUCUGAUUCUCUCCCCAGCGGCGGGCCGUUGAUGAUGGCGGGGGCGGCGACAAAGGAGGAGGAGGACGACGACGACAACGAGAUGAAGGGUCUGGGACGGGAUAUGACGUCGGGGGCGAGACGGGAUGUCGAGGAGAUGGACCUUCGUGACGGGCAGCCAGCGACGAGCCACGAUAGCGCUCGCCACCGCCGCAGGCGAGCUGCUCUCAGACCAUCGCUCACACCGCGUCUCGCGGUCGAUGAGCUGACCCUCGCUCUGGGCUGA